AUGGUAAAAAUUAGUGAGAACUUAACUACAAUUAUCCCUAAAAUAAUGACCAAGGAUGUGCGGAUUAAGUACAGUGCAUUUGGUAGAGAGAUGAAUGGCAUUAAAAAAUUAAAUUUUUCAGAGAAUAACACAUACAAGUAUUUACUAGAAGUGCUUGUGAACAAAUUUCCUGAAGUAAGAGAGAAAGAGUUUUCUAGUAAUCUUAGUCGUUGGUUUUCUGGAGCCAAGGACAGGGAUGGAGGAAAAAAAGAAAGAAUGGCUAAGAAAACCAUAACAUUAUCUAACUCUAACAUAACUUAA
Messenger RNA from Macrosiphum euphorbiae (potato aphid), 300 nucleotides. The record is from the annotation of a GenBank genome assembly. NCBI's taxonomy places the organism in Eukaryota, Metazoa, Arthropoda, Insecta, Hemiptera, Aphididae.